This is a messenger RNA of Funneliformis mosseae, 1203 nucleotides long. The record is from the annotation of a GenBank genome assembly. Lineage: Eukaryota; Fungi; Glomeromycota; Glomeromycetes; Glomerales; Glomeraceae.
AUGAAUAGGGAAAGAGACAAAGAGAUAGUGAAAAAGGCCGCGGUUCGCGGAAAAAUUAAGUCGGUUGAUUAUGUUACUACUGAAAAUAAUAAAAAUUAUGCAAUAGUUAUUAAUAAGGUAGCCAGUUUAUACGCUAUUAGGGUGAUUAAUUAUGAUGAGGAUGAAAAUGAGAUAAAAAUAAAAGCGGUCAAGAGGUUUCCUGACUUGAUGGGUUUUUACAGAACAAAGGAGCUAGCUAAUGAAGAAUUAGAGAAAAUUAAAUCGAACAGUGAGUUGAUAAAUCAAUGUCAGUAUGAAAUUGAAACACAAGAGGAUGACGUGGAAAAUAUAUUGUUAAUUGGGCGAACGGGUGGUGGUAAAUCUACUUUGGCUAAUGUAAUCAGCAAUACUGAUGAAUUUGGGGAGAGCGGAAGUUCAGUCAGUAAAACCAAAAGAUUUCAAACCAAAGACUUUACAUGGAAUGGAACGAAAUACCGUAUUGUGGAUACUAUCGGAGUUGGUGAUACCAAAAAUUCCGAAGAGGAAGUUUUAUAUAUGAUCGGGGAAGCUGUCCACUCAAUGAAGAAGGGAAUAAAACAAGUAUUUGUGAUCAUAGGAGGAAGAUUUACCAAAGAAGAAGUGGAAACUUUUGAUUUACUCAAAAAAGCUAUUUUUGAGAGUGGCAUUACUAAAUACACUACUAUUGUCAGAACAAGAUUUGAAGAUUUCGAAAAUCCAGAAGAAUGUAAUAAAGAUAAAGAAAAUUUAAAGAAUGAGAAUAAAAAAAUUUUUAAAUUGGUUGAUUCUUGUAAUGAUAUCGUCUAUGUAAAUAAUCCUCCUCUAAGUAAGAGAAGAUUAGAGGAUAAUAAAAAAGACAGAGAAAAUUCUCGAAAAAUAUUACUGAAAUAUUUAAAUUAUUGCGGGGACAAUUACAAAGUGGAUAAUUGGGAUAAUAUAUGCGUUAGAGUUAAUGAUUUUAUGAAUGUUAAAAACUUAAAAGUGAAAGAAUACGAAGACAUCGCAAAUGCGAGUAGUUUAAACGUUAUAACUGAAAAUAGGAUAAAAAGGGAGAUAAAAGAGAUGGAAAAAAGAGUCAUUGAAGAAGUGAAAGAAGUAAGGAAUCAGUCAAGAGAAACAGAGGUCCGUGCUAGAGUAAAAAUUCCUUUAUUUGCUGAUAUAGAACUGUUAACAAAUGUAAAAGGUGGUUGUUGCUCGAUUAUCUAG